UUAAUGUGUUGCAAUUAAUACAGUGUAAAUGACGCUCUUUCAUUAAGUCCCAGUUAUCUGAAUAAUUAUACUGAACAUAUUGACUGUCUUGCGAACAAUAAUAAUACAAUUUGCGCUAAAACUGUGUAAAAUAAAUGUGCCAUUGGUUUUCCUAUUUAUAUUUAAGAGCCCAGUUGGUCAUAUGGUUAUUUGGAGAUUAAAAAAAUCUCUUAAUGUUACAUUUUAGGUGAUAAGUGUAUUGGUAAUAACUAUAAUCUCUUAACAGAGGACAGGAUGAAAAAAAAAAACAUUUGAAAGCUUUCGCACUUUCAAAAUAAAGAUUGUGUGACGUAUGUAUAUCAAUUUUUGUUUUAAUAGUUAAUGAUCUGCUUCACACCGAAAACUGUGAAUAUUUCCAGUGGUUUUAUUUUCUUUUGUAUUCGUAUGCAUUUUAAACUGUAGAAAUAUAGUGAAAGUGUAACAUGCACAAAAGCGGAUAUGUGCAUCUUUUCUAAAAUGAUAAGCAAUGCAUUCAGAGUUUAAUCCUCUGGAGAGUCAGAAAUUAUAGAACAAAUUAUUAAAGGUGUCAAUGCAUAAGUGAAAGUUGAAGCGUAUUUGUACAUAGGACUGCUGAACGACCAAUUUAAAACAAAAACUCGUGGUAUUGAUAAGCAAAAAUGAACUUUGACGUGUUUAUGAUACAAUGGCUUGCGUGCUGGAUGCGUAUCGUAUGCACGCCAAAGUUUAAGUAAGAUACUUUUUUAGCGUACUAUUUUUGCGCAGUUUCAUGAGUCCAACAGACAGGCCUAGUGACAGAGGUAAAAAUACACGUGAACUCUUACUCUCAGCGAGCUCAGAGUAUUUUGGGCUCUUGACUCCGUGUCUAUCGGUGUCGUUUUCAGUCUGAAGCAGAGUAAGCUAAUGGACAACUUCAUUCCGCACUUCACUGGAUUAUUUCAAGGAUUAAGUAAUGCGGAGUGAGAAUUUAUAACCGAAAGGAUGUAGUUGAGAGGACGACGCUAUUUUCAUUGUGAAGUCGGCGCCAGAGAGCGACAGCUUGACCUUGUCGUGCUUUAUUGACAUGGAAGCAACAAAUGCGCGCGGCGCAGAGAGCGCAGCCUGGGCUGCGGAGGAGAGGGCAGACAUGGCGGGUUUCGGAUAGUGAUAGAAAUGUGCAACCGCAAAUAGUUCAAAAAGAGUCUGUGAUUCGUGUUUCGUUGUGACUGAAAGAUGUGGAAUGCGUUUGGAAAUGGAUCUAGCGGGUACGUGAGCAAGGCGCAAGGCUGGGAGUUUGUCCCGUGCUCGCGUCUGGAGAGACCCGGGAAGAAGCUCCAGAGUCCCGCCAGGGUUCGGUCUUUCCCGAGCAACCUUCCGGAGCUUCCACCUGGACCUCCUCCCGCCGCCGCCGCGUCCGACGCGACCCACCCGGAGCUGCAGAGUCCGCACACGCGCACAAAAAAGAAGCUCGAGGAACUAAAGAAGCGCUUCGACCAGGAGAAGGAGGAGUGGAGAGUGGAGAAGGAAACGCUUUUGAGACAAGUCGCUGAUAUACAAGGUGGAGAGAACAGGAGGAUACUGUUGGAUCUGAAGUGUGUUUUAGAGGAGGUGCAGUCGGGGGUGAAGCGCGAGGAGAGUAAACGGGGAGAGCUGGAGCUGCAGUACAUGAAGGAUCGAUGCGCGUGGGACCUGGAGCGAUCAGAGCUGAAAAGUCGCAUUACUCAGUUAGAAGCCCGGGGAUGUAGUGUGGUGGCGGAGACUGUGAGGAGUCCAGAAGUAGGGGACACUCUGAAACGGGAGAGAGCAGAACAAAAGAAGCUGCUGGCAGACACUCACAGUGCGGCCAUGGACCUCCGCUGCAGGCUGGAGAACAGCGAGAAGGGCUGGGUGAAGGAGAAAUCUGAGCUGCUGGAACGCUUUGAGGCUGAGAGGAAGGAGUGGGAGAACCAGCUCAUGGACAUGCAGCGGAGGAUUGAGGAGUUGUACAAUGAAGUGAGGGCCCACCGUACAGGAAGUUCUCUGAGACCAAUUACUGAUGGACAGAAUGCACUAAGGCUCAGCUCAUGUUCUGCCAGCACUUUGUCGAGUGCAGUAACCUAUCCCUCAGACGCCCAGAGCAAUGAAUACUCUGAGGCUCUAACCCAGCAAAGCAAUGUCAGCAUCGACUCCCAACAAAGUCAACUCAGUCAGAACACCAGUGAAGCCAGCGACCAAUGCAACAGCGAUCAAAGCGAACUAUUAAAUCAGCAAGAUUCUGCUGAACAACAGGCCAUAGACACUGUAGAGCUGGAAGAAAUCCUGGAAAGCUGUUUGAAAAAGAAUAUGGGGAACAAGUCCUGCUUCACUGGCCAAGAUGACCUCCUUAACCCUUUCAAACGAUUUCAGAGCAUGGAAAUAAGCUGUGGAAGCGACAAAAAGAAGAAUAAUACUGCCCUUAAUGCGGCACUUAAGGAAAUUGCUCGUGUGAGUGAAGAACUCUGUAGCUACCAGGAGGAAACAAGGAAGUGGCCUGAUAUUAAGAGAAGUCGCAGUGAGUCAACGUUUUUUCCAAGAGAGGCUGAUUUGGUGGAGAGGGUAAAAAACAAUCUGGAAAUGGAAGACACAAUUUUGUACUUGAAAAACAUGAGUGAAGACCUUAAAUCCCUCGAUGAGCAAUACUGGACGAAUUGGGAAGGUUGUAACAUGGAAUCGCAGCAAAGUGAGGCUAAGCCACAAUACAACAUGAGACAACAAGCCCCACCCAUACCAGCCCGUAGUACAUCUUGGUACCUAAGCAGUCCUUGCGUUUCAGAAAUAGAGUCCACUUGUGCAGAGCAAGGAUGUCAAUGGCCAGGAACCCACCCAGACAGAAAGUACACCAGUCCCGCAAUUGUACGAAAAUUUGAAGCAAUGCUUCAAGAAAAUGAGGGGAAAAUUCUGACAGACUCUGGGAACGUAGCCUGCUCCGUGCCUGUUGAUUCCAAGUCUAAUAUCAGCUGCUGCCAGAGCCGCUGGUCCUGCGAUGGAAGUAGAUUUGGCAGCAACCAGUUAUCCAGAUAUCUACCUGUUAAGAGAUGUCUCUCAAAUGUGGACAUUGCAGCUGCAGCCUCAGAUCGCAGUCUAAACCAAAUAGAUGAACACAACCAGGGUGCAUAUCCUCCUUUGAACAUGCCUUCAGAUUCUGCUGCAUCACUAGACUUUAUUUCGCCAUAUCCCAGUACUGCGGCUAUUUCCAGGAAUGAGAGACUUGAGCAGAAAACUGCAGAGUUCAACCGUACGCUCUUCCAGGCAGGGAUGGGCGUUCGGUGUGAUGAGGACAUUUCCAUGAAGGUCUCCGCUGAUUCUUCUCACAGUCUACCAGAGGCCGUAUCAAAGGACACGUUUAUAGACAGUCCUUCGAGGCACGUUGAAGACAAUCCCAAGGAUGUACUCUCAGAUCUCGUGGCACAGUGCUCAAACGAGGAGGGAAGAAGGAAAGAAACAAAGAGCCUUUUCACUAACUCUUCAUCACUGCAGCAGGAAGUGCUUAGUCUGAAGCAAGACAGUGAAGUUAAGUCUUCACCAGUUAAACAGCUUGUCCCAAGUGUUGGAGAAAAACUGAGUGCAAGUCCACCACAUCUGCAAACCCAGUUGGAAAGGUCCAGCAAAGAUCUGGAAGUUGGUACAGACCAACAGCAAGUAGACAAAAAAGCCAAACAAACAAAAAAGGACAUGUGUUGCACCAGGUCUCGGAUUCUAGAGGAAAAUCCAUGGAAGCCUUCUACGCUAGCAGCCUAUCCUCGCCCAAUGGAGUCUAGGUCCAACUAUGGAGCUGUUGAGAGGAUUCUCAAAAAUUACGAGGAUUUGGAGAGAUCUCAGGAGCAGCAUCAGCGAUCACAGCCCAGUCCGGGGAAAAAGGAAGACCUUGUGGACCUAUUGGAAAUGUUGGAUAUGCAGCAUGAGCCUAGCAUGAGAUUAACACACACACCGCACCAGCAGGUCAUAGCCCACAAAGAGACACAUGUAUCAGUGCAGCAAUGCAAAGAGUCCUCGCUAGCUAUCAAGAAGAGCUUUUCACGACCUGCGCGUCCGGCAAAGAGACGUUUGCCCUCUCGCUGGGCUAGCCGCCCGUCUGCAUCAGCUCCCUCGCCACCACCCACAGGCUUCACCCAGAGACAAACACUCACCUACUCCACCUUUCACACAGAGACCGUCAUCUAAAUUAGAUCACGUCCGACGCCUUUAAGCUCUACAUGUUGCCUGACGAGCCACGAUGACUGUCCAGUUUCGUUGUUUACAUUUCUAUAACCAUGAACUCAAACUGCCUUUUCAUGCUUUCUUCUCAAAGACGUGUACAUUUCAUUUCUACCAACGUGACUUGUUUUCUGUGUCCAUAAACCAGUAUUAAUCAUAUUUUAUAGCUGCGAAUGUAGACCUGUUUUCUGUCCCCGUGUGGCCUCGUCUGCUCGCGAGGCCUUGAUGUCUGAUCGAGCGUAUCUUCUACCAACUUCACCAAAGCCACAGACUUGCUUUCUACGGAAACCAACGGAUUCUGCGCUCGGUUUACGUGCUUAUCUGGUCUGAGACAUAUCAUCUAGACAAUGCCUUCGCAGUCCUUUUCUUGAUAAUUACUAUCUCAAGUCAAACUGUAUUCAGCAUUUAUAAAAUAAAAUACUGACACUCA
This is a messenger RNA of Puntigrus tetrazona (Sumatra barb), 4618 nucleotides long. RefSeq names its product SOGA family member 3a (gene mtcl3a). Lineage: Eukaryota; Metazoa; Chordata; Actinopteri; Cypriniformes; Cyprinidae. The transcript has 7 exons. The coding region runs from base 1210 to 4155 and encodes 981 amino acids. The record is from RefSeq and is a predicted model, not a curated record.